Messenger RNA from Lotus japonicus, 752 nucleotides. RefSeq lists its product as uncharacterized. The coding region runs from base 88 to 693 and encodes 201 amino acids. Lineage: Eukaryota; Viridiplantae; Streptophyta; Magnoliopsida; Fabales; Fabaceae. The transcript is spliced from 2 exons. The record is from RefSeq and is a predicted model, not a curated record.
AUCCCUAUUUUUGUAUGCACUUUCCCCCAACCAAAACUGAAACCUCUAACGGCUAGCUCUACACUCCUCCGAAACACUGGGUUUUAAAUGGAAGCCGAGAGAGAGCAAUCAUGGAGAAUCCGCAUUACCGCAAGAGCCAACACUUUCAACUUUAGACUCAGAUUCGUGGCUGCAACCUACCCACUCACUUGGAAACUCUCCUUCUUCCGCUUCUCCAUUCUCCUCAAGCUUCAUAAAUCCGUCUUCAGAAUCAGUUCAGAGCCCAAACAGAGAAGAGGUUCCAUCACCUCCAAAUUCAUGAAAAUCAUCCGCAAAUUCAGACCUCGAUUGCCCAAAACACGACCCAACGUUGCUUCAGAUUCAAUAUCAAAUCUUUCAUAUCCAAAGGAUGCAAUUCAUUUUGGUUUCUGGGUUGUGGGUUUUCUGGCAUUUCUGGCUCAGUCUAUCAGCAAGAGAGAUCAGAAGAGGAUUUUGAUGGUUGCUUCAGUGGGGUUUUGUGUUGCUUCUCUUCUGUUCAAGAAAUUCAAUAUAGCAAAGGUUACUAAAUUAGCAGCAUUGCUUUUAGUGGCGGUGGCAAUAGUAGUUUUAGUUUAUGAUCUGUUUUCUUAUUUUGAUUAUAAUUAUUGGGAUUACUUGGGAAGGUAUGCAUGGAAUAAAAUAGGUAAAUCUCUAGUAUAUAGGUGUUCACUUUGAUUCAUUCACAGAUUUGUUGGUCUCUUCAUAGAUCAUGGAUUUUAAAUUUUCUCUUUUUA